CAAGUGACGGGGAUCCCAACAGACUGAGCUAAAGGUCCAGGUUCCGGAGCCAUGAAGUUUGUCAUUGUUGUUCUGUUGGCUGCCGCGGUGGCAGCAGAGCAGAAGCGCGAGGCGGAUCCCCAUUAUGGCUACGGUAGUCCUUACCAUCUCCAUCAUGUGGGAAUAGCUCAUCACCCGGGCCACGCGACCUCAUAUGUGCACUCUCAUAUUGGCAAGAGGGAGGCUGAAGCCGAUCCUCACGGUGGAUACGGCACUCGUUACCUCUACCACGGACUUCAUUAUCCCGUUGGAAUCGCCUAUCAUCCUGGCCACGCGACCUCGUACGUACGCUCCCACGUCGGCAAGAGGGAAGCUGAGGCCGAGCCAAAUCCUCACGUUGGAUACGCCCUUCCCUACGGCUACCUCGGUUAUGGUGGAUAUGGUUAUCCCAUUUCCUACGGUUACCAUGGAUACUAUCCUUAUCGUCAUGGCCUUCUUGGUUGAACGAAGACAAAGAAAAUGAGUGAUUUGAAUACGACCUGUUGAAGUUUAGAAAAAACUCUACAUCUUUCUUGAUACUGCAUUACCUUCUCUGUGAAUUAUAUUGUCCAUGAAAGUCAUUGAACAUGUAUUUUCUAUUAUGCUAAUAAAAUGAUGCCAGAAUUA
Molecule: messenger RNA, 645 nt
Organism: Penaeus monodon (black tiger shrimp)
Lineage: Eukaryota; Metazoa; Arthropoda; Malacostraca; Decapoda; Penaeidae
Exons: 2
Coding region: 52-483 (143 amino acids)
Source: RefSeq, a predicted model, not a curated record